Aspergillus affinis is the source of this 723-nucleotide messenger RNA. RefSeq lists its product as uncharacterized. The record is from RefSeq and is a predicted model, not a curated record. The transcript has 3 exons. Bases 1 to 723 code for a protein of 240 amino acids. Lineage: Eukaryota; Fungi; Ascomycota; Eurotiomycetes; Eurotiales; Aspergillaceae.
AUGUGUGGCCGCCAACCCGACGCCAUCAGCCAUACGCUUCGAAAUAUGGGACAUAUCUGGUGGCAUGAUCAGGUUUGGUCGGCGCUGGAGGAUAUAAGGAAGAAGUCGCAGGGUAUGACGCCGACGUCGGAGACCACGCUCAAGAACAAGAGGGUCGAGACGUCGCGGUCGACCAGGGCGAAUGGUGCUGCGAAUGGGAGGAGUGCCAGCACCAGCACGAAUCGCAACACCGGUGCAGUCAACAAGGCUGCCACUUCCAAUGGCAAGGGAAAUGGCAACGCAGAGGCCGAUUCCGAAAGCGAAUAUGAGAUGGAUACUGGCUCUGACGAGAGCUUGGAGGAGGAAUCGUCGGAUGAAGAGGAGGCCGCCUCGUUGCCACCCGCGAAAAAGGUCAAAACUGCACCAGAGAGUCCCACUGCGCGGCCGACUCAAGGCUCGGCGGUCUUCAAGCUGGUCUCCUACAAGUCCGGGGCUGUUCGGUGUUUCCCUCUAGAUGAAUGCAGGAAGGGCAAGGACCUGUUCCAGAAAGCUCGCGAUUUCUUUCGUCUCUUUGACCGGAAUGUGGAAGUGAAGAUUCUGUCGUGUCAGAUCUCGUCGCGUCCAGAGCAGCAUUACUUAUUUGAGGGUAGCGAGGGAGAAUUUACAUUGCUUGUCGAGCAGGUCAAAGGGUCACCGGCAGGGGGGAGGUGCACCGUCGAAAUUGGACAUGUUUUGUCUUGCUGA